This is a messenger RNA of Cyclopterus lumpus (lumpfish), 3510 nucleotides long. Its product is annotated as potassium/sodium hyperpolarization-activated cyclic nucleotide-gated channel 2-like. Gene Ontology annotation, biological process: transmembrane transport; potassium ion transport. Gene Ontology annotation, cellular component: membrane. NCBI's taxonomy places the organism in Eukaryota, Metazoa, Chordata, Actinopteri, Perciformes, Cyclopteridae. The transcript is spliced from 8 exons. Gene Ontology annotation, molecular function: voltage-gated potassium channel activity. The record is from RefSeq and is a predicted model, not a curated record. The coding region runs from base 1 to 3510 and encodes 1169 amino acids.
AUGCUCAAUGUCAUGGACAGGAAUGAGGUUUCGCCGGCGUCUGCUGCCACCAUGAAAAAGGAGGCGGCGGGCGGCAGUGGGUGCAGCCACAUCAGCACACCAAAGGCUGCCGUGUCCAAAUGUCCAAGAAGCACCAGCAGCCAGAACUGUCUGGACUCCGGUUCUCCCGAAGCACCGAUCGGUAAGCAGCCCAGUGCGGCCAGCAACGUCGUAAUGGACGAGACGGAGGACGGAGAAGAGGAGUCUAAGUUUCAGCAUCCGCGGUUGCGCCGAGCCGGGGGGAGCGGCAGCGGCAGCGGCGGAGGUGGAGGAGGAGGAGGAGGAGGCAGUAUUAGGAUGAAGAACUUUACGCCAGGAGGGGGAGCCGCGUCCUCGGGUUCCAGGAGAAACUCAAACAAGGAGCCCAGCCAUACGCACCCAGAGGACGCUCUUGCCGCUCCACGGCCCACUGGUGUCUCCAGAGCUACCGAGACCCAGACACCCUGUCCGGGCGGUGCUGCCCAGCGCGGCGAGACCAGCAGAGCAUCUGGGGCGGAGGCGUCGGCAUCAGCGGUCGCGUUAGAGGUUUUAAGCGCGACAGUGGGUGAUGGUUGCAAAAGCGUCGCUCCAAUUUCCAGUAUGAAAUGCAACAAAAACGGAGAAUGCAGGAGGGACUCGGGUACCGGGAGCCUGCGCUCAAUCAUCUCCAAGCAGGAGAAGCAGACAGGAGGGUCGGGGAGGGCCGAGGACGGAGGGAGCGCCAAGCGAGGAGCCUGUAACUCGACUACCGCCAGCAUGGACGGCUCGAUCACACCAGGCGGGUCCCUGACCGGGGGGCACGGAGGGGAGAGCGCAAACCCCGGCACUACCCCCGUGUCCAGCGGUGCCCCCGAGAAAAGGGACUCCAAGGUGUCCUUCUCGAACGCACCAAGCCGGAAAGCAUCGUCCUCGCUGCAUGGCCCGACUCAGACUCAAAACCAGCAGCCGAGGAACUCUGUCACUUUCCAGAAGCCUGAGGAUGGACCGCCAAUUGUGCCCGCUGAGGACGCGGAGCCUCAGGGCAGCCAAGUCAGCUUCAUGCAGCGGCAGUUCAGUAGUAUGCUGCAGCCUGGAGUUAACAAAUUCUCCUUGCGCAUGUAUGGUAGUCAAAAAGCAGUGGAAAGAGAGCAAGAGAGGGUAAAGUCAGCUGGAAAUUGGAUUAUCCACCCUUACAGCGAUUUCAGGUUCUACUGGGAUUUCACAAUGCUGCUGUUUAUGGUGGGCAACCUGAUCAUCAUCCCCGUGGGCAUCACCUUCUUCAAGGAGGAGACCACUACGCCCUGGAUCAUCUUCAACGUGGUCUCUGACACCUUCUUCCUCAUGGACUUGGUGCUCAACUUUCGCACUGGAAUCAUCAUUGAGGACAACUCAGACAUCAUUUUGGACCCUGAAACCAUUAAGAGGAAGUACUUAAAAACUUGGUUCAUUGUGGACUUUGUCUCCUCCAUCCCGGUGGAUUACAUAUUCCUCAUAGUGGAGAAAGGGAUUGACUCGGAGGUGUACAAGACUGCUCGGGCCCUGAGGAUCGUCCGCUUUACCAAGAUCCUAAGUCUCCUGAGGCUGUUGAGGCUCUCCAGAUUAAUACGCUACAUUCACCAAUGGGAAGAGAUAUUCCAUAUGACCUAUGACCUUGCCAGUGCGGUGAUGCGGAUCUUUAACCUGAUUGGUAUGAUGCUGCUGCUGUGUCACUGGGACGGCUGCCUACAGUUCCUGGUUCCCAUGCUGCAGGACUUCCCCUCAGACUGCUGGGUGUCCCUCAACAAGAUGGAGAAUGAUACCUGGUCAGAGCUGUACUCCUUUGCCGUAUUCAAGGCAAUGAGCCACAUGCUGUGUAUUGGUUAUGGCCGGCAGGCCCCGGAGAGUCUUUCAGACAUCUGGCUGACCAUGCUGAGUAUGAUUGUAGGAGCGACUUGCUAUGCUGUUUUUAUUGGCCACGCAACAGCACUUAUCCAGUCCCUGGACUCCUCCAGACGGCAGUAUCAGGAAAAGUACAAACAAGUGGAGCAGUAUAUGUCCUUCCACAAGCUGCCUUCCGACUUCCGACAGAAAAUCCAUGACUACUAUGAGCACAGAUACCAAGGCAAGAUGUUUGAUGAGGAGAGCAUUCUGGGAGAACUCAGCGAGCCCCUCAGAGAGGAAAUUGUGAACUUCAACUGUCGUAAGCUGGUCGCAUCCAUGCCGCUGUUUGCCAACGCAGAGCCGUACUUUGUGACGGCCAUGUUGACCAAGCUGCGUUUUGAGGUAUUCCAGCCACAUGAUUACAUUAUAAGGGAAGGCACCAUUGGGAAGAAAAUGUACUUCAUUCAGCACGGAGUCUGCAGCGUCAUCACAAAGGGCACUCUGGCAAUGAAACUUUCUGACGGCUCUUAUUUUGGAGAGAUCUGUUUACUAACGAGGGGCCGGCGAACAGCCAGCGUGCGAGCAGAGACUUACUGCCGACUCUACUCUCUGUCUGUGGACCACUUCAAUGAGGUGCUUGAAGAAUAUCCCAUGAUGAGACGCGCCUUCGAGACUGUUGCCAUUGACCGUCUAGACCGCAUAGGUAAAAAGAACUCUACCCUGAUGCACAAGGUUCAGCAUGAUCUCAACUCUGGUGCCUUCAACAACCAGGAAAACGAGCUGAUCCAGGAGAUUGUCAAGUAUGACCGUGAGAUGGUGAAACUGGUGGACCUGCAGCGACCGCGGGCCAUGUCUAUGACCCCGUCCAUCGGCGGUAUCUUUGCUCCCUCUGGACAGUCGCAGUCGGGCUCCGCUAUCGCCACGCUUCAGCAGGCUGUGGCUAUGAGCUUUUGUCCUCAAAUGGCAAGUCCACUGGUGGGUCCAGGGACUCUGCAGUCUCCUCGUAUGGUGCGACGGUUCCAUGUGAUGCAGAACCUGGCCAGCCCAGUCGCAAUGUCUCCUCUUCAGUCUCAACCCCCUCAAACAUUAGGAGGGGCGUUUGGAUCUGCAAUCUCCAGCCCACCGGUCCAAAGCCCGCUUGCAGCUUCAGGACGGACUUUCCAGUACAUGGCAAGCGCAGGACCCUCUGGUUCCCAAUUGUCCCUAGUACAGCAUCAUGCACCCAGCCCCACACAGACCCAGCAUAGGCCUGCCUCACACAAGAGCACCCACUCCCUUCAUGCAGGUAGCUUGAGCCAGGAUACCCGGGCCAUAUCUGCCUCCCAGCUUUCACUUCCCCAGGAGGGAACACAACAAGCUGCCUCUGCAGCCCCCAGCCCUCCACCAUCAACCCGCACUUCCAACAACUCUAUCGGUCCCCCUCAGCCACCUCACCCCAGCCUGCCAGGGCCCUCAGGGGUGGGGAGAUUGGCAGGAGCUCAACAAAGGGUGGUCUUUGCCUCCACACCCCCUCCCGGUGGACCUGCUGGAAUAGGGGCAGUAGCAGCAGCUGCUGGAUCAGGACCUCCAGACUCUGGAGUUCCCAAGAAAGAUUCAAUUGUCAGCCUUCCAGAGCUAGACUCUGCCAGAUCCCGGCUGUCUUCCAACUUGUGA